This is a messenger RNA of Plasmodium vinckei vinckei, 7005 nucleotides long. RefSeq names its product guanidine nucleotide exchange factor, putative. Bases 1 to 7005 code for a protein of 2334 amino acids. The record is from RefSeq and is a predicted model, not a curated record. Lineage: Eukaryota; Apicomplexa; Aconoidasida; Haemosporida; Plasmodiidae. The transcript has a single exon.
AUGUACGAUCAAAAUGAAGAGAACAUUAAUGAAGUUAAUAAAUAUAUAUUUAACUUAUAUCCCAAAAUAAGUACAGGGUUAGAUCAUUAUGCAUGUAUUGCAUAUUCAAAGAAAAAGCCAAGUGUCUAUUGUUGGGGUGGGAAUAGUAGCAACCAAUUAGGAGUUGGUAUACAUAUACGAUACUGUGAAAAACCAACUGUUGUUAAUUUUUUUGAAAAUUUUAUAGCUUGUUCAGUUUGUUGCACACAUUAUUCAACAUAUGUUUUAGUCAAAGAAAAUUUAAAUGAUGAAGGAUGUUUUGUUUAUUCAUUUGGUAAGGGAAAUAAUGGUUUGCUAGGUUAUAGAAAACAUAGGGAAAUUAUAGACGAUACAAAAUCUGAGAUAAAUCAUAAAAAUGAAAAAGAAAAAAAAGGAAAAUAUAUUAACAAAAAUGUUCUUAACGCUUUUGGCAUUAGUGGAGGAGUUGAAUCAUCCAUUAGCAGUGCCACCAGUUUGAUGAGUUUCGAUUAUGAUCGAAUUUCAAGCGAUAGAAAAAGUGAAAAUUCUGAAAACAAAAAAGAGGAUAACCAUGGUGAGCUAAACGAAAAUUCACAAGAUAGUAAUUCAACAAAUUCAAUGGAUAAAGAUUCGAAACAAGACAUUAAAAUUGAUGGAAAUAAAAAUGAAGUCAUAAAUCGGGAUGAUAAAAGAAAGGAGGAUAAAGCUGAUUGGUUUACACCUGUUCCUAUAAAAAUACGAUUCCCUGAAUAUACAAAAAUAAAAUAUAUUUCUUGUGGUGAUAUGCAUAUAUUGGCAAUAUCAACAGAUGGUAUUUUAUAUGGAUGGGGAUCAAACAGUUUUGGAUGUGUUGGGAAUGGAACAUAUACAAAUGUUUAUGAACCAACUCAAAUACAUUUAGAAAAACGGUCGAUAAAAAAUGAAAAUGAAAGUAAUCCAUAUCAAUAUAAAUUUUACAAUAAUUCAAAAGAAAAUAAUUAUGAUUAUUUAAAAAAUUGUGUUAUUCAUUGUUCAGCAGGAAGUAAACAUAGUUUAGCAUGUACAAUAAAUGGGGAUAUAUAUAGUUGGGGUUUUGGAGGUAAUGGUCGAUUAGGAUUAGGGGAUAUAAAAACUUAUAAUACACCACAAAUAAUAAAUAAGUUAAAAAAAAGAAAGAAAAUAAUAUUUGUAUGUGCAGGUGUAUCACACUCUAGUUGUAUAGAUACAGAUUAUAAUGUUUAUACAUGGGGUAGUGGUAAAUUUUAUAAGUUAGGACAUGGAAAUGAUACCGACUUGCUAUAUCCAAAAAAGAUAGAAUUUUUUAAUUUUAAUAAAAAGAUAUUUAUGUUAAGUUCAUCUUGUUUUAAUUCUAUAGCUUUAAAUAUUAAUGGUGAUGUUUAUAUAUGGGGGACAUUUAAUAUUUCAAAAAAUGGUAGCAGUACAUAUAUUUGUAAAACACCUAAACAAAUAAAUACAAACUAUAAAUGUAUUUAUGUACAUGCAUCUACUUAUAUACCAUUUGGUAUAACAUUAGUUGGUGAUUUAAUUAUGUUUGGAAAUAAUUAUUAUAAAAAUAUAAAUAACAAUGAAAUAAUAUUAGAUAAUACCGAUAGUAGUUUAGAUUCAGAUGAUAAUGUAAUUGAACAUAUUGUUGAGGAUCGAAAAAAAAACAAUGAAAUUGGAAAUGUCACUUUGCAAAAUUCUCAAAAUAAUUGUACUCCCCAAUUGGGUGGAAGCAAAAUGGGAAAUACUAAUUUAUAUAUUAACACUUUUUAUAAAAAAGAUAAAAAUAUGCAAAUAGUAUAUAUAAAAGAAUUGAGAGGAAAAAUAUAUAUUAAAGACGUGAUUACAGACUUUUACAAUUUAAAUAAAACACUUAUUAAUGAAAUUAGGGUAGCAAAAAAAUUAUUUCAAAAUAAAAAUAGUGAAGGUGUGGAACCAUUAUUCGGUGAAAUGAAUAAUAUUGGUUUGAAAAUAAAAUCUAAAACAAAAAUAAUAGAUGGGAAUGAUUAUUUUAGUAUAUUUUUAAUAGAGAAUGGAAAAGUAUAUGGAUCAGGAUGGAACAAAAAUGGAGAAUUAGGAACAGGAGACUACAAUUUAAAUAAAAAAUAUCAUAUUCCUAUUAAUAUAAAUAUAUGUGUAAAUAAAAUAAUGAAAAUAGUGUGUGGAAAUGAUUAUGUAUUGGCUUUAAAUGAUUUAGGGUAUGUAUAUGGAUGGGGUAAAAAUAAUAAAAGCCAAUUAGGACUUGGUAUUACAAAAGAUUUUUAUGAACCUGUACAUGUAAAAUCAUUAAGUAAUGUUAUUAAUAUAUAUGCAGGAUAUGAUCAUAGUGCCUGUAUUGUUAAUAAUAAUUUUUAUUCGAAUAAUGAAAAUGAAGAAAAAAUUGAAUGUGGUGAUUUAUAUAUAUGGGGAAAUGCAGAAAGUGGGAAAGUUGGAUUAGGUAAUGAAUAUAUACAAGGGUUUAUAUUAUUACCAAGAAAAAUUAAUUUAGCCAAAAAUAUAUAUAAAUGUUCUUUAGGAACUAGCCAUAGUUUAUUUUUAACUGAAAAUAAUGAGUUAUAUGUAUGUGGCAACACAAAUAAUGGACGGUUAGGUAUGUCAGAUGAGGUGGAAUGUAAAAAAGAGGACAAUACUGACAACAAGAUUAGUGAGCAUAUUUCCAUUUUAAGUUACCCUAAGCAGGUUAAACUAAAUGAAGAGAUAUACAUCAAAGAUAUAUUAGCUGGAUCAACAUAUAGUAUAAUAUUAUCCAUUGAUGGAUUUAUAUAUAUAUGUGGUGAAUUUAUAAAAAAUAAAAUAUUUUAUAAAAGUUUCACAUUAUAUAAUCAGAUAAGUAAUAUAAAAAUGAUGGUUGGAAAAUAUCAACAUGUUUUAUUCUUAACACAUGAUAAUAAAAUAUUUGGAUUAGGUGAUAAUAGUUAUUUUCAAAUUUUGAGUAAUAAUCAAAAAGAAACUUAUUUAAAUUCUCCAACAUUAGUUCCAUAUUUUUUAAAACAUAAUGUUGAACAGAUUUAUUCAUUUAAAAAUGUAAGUUUUGUACAACUGUCUAAUAAUGAUAUAUAUGGAUGGGGGUAUUCCAAAAAUGGGCAUCUAGGUAUAGGUUUAAAAAAUUUAGUAUAUAUAAAAAAUCCAAUAAAUAUUAUAAAAACAUGGGUAGGAUAUGAAGAAGAAGAAUAUGAAAAUGAAGCAGACAAUAUCGAAGGAGGAAUAAUAGAUAAUGAAGAUAUGUUUUCACAUAAAUAUAAUAUUUAUACAAAUUGGAAUGAAAUAAAUAUGGUAAAAAAAAAAAUAAUAAAUAAAGAACGUUUUAAUAAUUAUUUAGUAUAUCAAAAUUAUUAUGAAGAGCAAAUUGAACAAUUUAUAUUUCAAGUCCAAAAUUUAGAAAAUAUUAUAAAUUGGGAAUAUAUACAAAUAUUAUUAAAAAGUGAAGAAUAUAAUAAUAGUUUAAAUUAUAUAAAAAAUUAUGAAAAAGAUUUAAUUGAUUUAUAUACUAAACAUAUGAAAUUUUUAUUAAAUUUACAAAAGUUUGAAAAAAAAUAUAAUGAUUUAUAUAUCAAUUUACAAAAUUAUAUUUUAUCUCAUAUUGCUUAUAUGAAAGAGCCGCUACCAAAUAUUAUGUACACAAACAAUACUCAUAUUUUCGAUUCUAAUAGAAAAAGUGUAGAAAAUUUUAUUUACAUAUUACAACAACAACCAUUAUAUUUAAUUAUGAUCUGUAUUAUACAUAAUUAUAAAAAUGUAAAAAUUUUGAAAAAAAUCGUAUUUGAAAAGAAUAGAAAUAAUACACAUUUUGAUUAUACAGUAGAUGCUGGUCCUAAUGUAAACACAAUGGACACACUACGACAUGCAUAUGAUUAUGAUACCUUUGAUGAGAGACAAAAAAAAUAUACAGUCACAGAUAUAAAGAAAAAACAUAAAUUUUAUCAAAAUAGCACAAAAAUUUUAUGUUCUUUUAUAUUUGAUUUAUAUUAUGAUAUAAGAAAUAAAAGAGUACUUAAUAUUUUUACAAUUUUUUUAAUAAAACUUGGAAUUGAAGAGAUGAAAAAUUGUUUACAUAUUGACUCCUUAUAUAAAAUAGAGACUUCAAUAUUUUUUACAUUAAUUCGAAUGUUAUUUAUGAAAAAUGAUAUUUUAUCAACCUUUUCAAAUUCGAUAGCAAAUAUGAAUAACAAGAAUUCUUUUGUAAGAUUACUAGAUGGUAUGUCUAGGAAAAGGACCCAAUCAGAUAAUUUACACAAUUUUCAAUUGACAAAGGUUUCAUAUUUAGAUGACACAAAAAGAGAAUAUAAUGAAAUAAAUUAUGACCAUUUAGAUGCAUAUAGCCAAAACGAUACAAUUUUAGAGAACCCAAAUUAUAUUCAUAAUAAUGCCAUAAUAAAUAUGAAAAACAAAAUUGGCGAAAAUAUAGAAUUAAAAAAUGAAAAUAAUAAAGUAGAGAAUAAACCAAGAAAUUCUAUUAAAAUGUUUGUUGAAAUGGAAGAUGAAGAAAAAAAUAAACAAUUUUUAAAUUUCAUAAAAGGGAAAGAUGAUGAUGAAAAAAAAAAAUAUAAUCACAACCUUUUUAAUAAUAAAAAACCAAUAAUGAAUAAUUAUGCUAUUACUGAAACAGAUGUAAGAGAUAAUUUUCAAACAGAAAAAAGACAAUAUAUAUCUGAUGAAGAAACAAAUGAAAUAAAACAAGAGGAAAAAAAUAUUCUUGUUGAAAUAGAUUUUGUACAGGUAUUUAAAGAGUUGUGUAAAAUAUUUGAAAAAAUAGAGUUCCCAGAAAUAUUUAAAGUUAUUAUAAAAUAUUUAUUUAAAUAUUUUUGUAUAUAUGAAAAGAAUAUAAAUAAAGAAGAAAAUAAUAAACAACAAAAUAAAAUAUAUUUUAUAAAUGAUAAUUUGAUUGUAUAUCUACCUUUUUUUAACUUAAUACUUAUGGGUGUUAUAUUACCAAUAUUAAGUAACAUUCAAAAGGUGUCAGAAAAAUAUUAUUAUCCUCCUAUUCCUGUACAUAUUAUAAAAACAUGUGAUCGAAUCUGCGAUUUUAUACAAAUUUUAUAUUUAAAUAAAUUUGAAUCUUUAAAUACUUAUAAUUUAAAAAACAAUUUUAUUUCUGUUAAAUAUAUAUUUGAAAACACAUUCAAUUCAUUUAUACAUAUUUUAAAUAAACUUAUAACUAAUACAAAAUAUGAUAUAUAUGCUAAUUUAUAUAUUGAUAUGUUUCAUUACCAUUUAGAUAUUAAACCAUAUUUUGUCCAAUUAAAAUUAUUUCAACUAUGUCAUAUUUUUAAUUUAUUUUUCCGCUUCCAAAAUUAUAUUGCACUAUCUUUUGACGACCCAAUUAUUAAAAUUGUCAACUUAUUUUACAAAUAUAAAAGAGAUAAUAUGCCAGUUAACGUGUCUGGAAAGUGGAGAUCAAAUCAAAGAAACCCUGAUAGUAAAAUUUCACACCCCAAAAUUAAUGAUAGACAAAAUGGGCUAUCCAAUGAAAAAGAAUAUGACACAACUUCGAAUAAAGAACGGGAAAUAUUACCAUCCGGCCCAAUUAAAAAUAAUACACCAUUGACAAACAUGAUGAAAGAAAAAAAAAAGUUAUUAUAUAAUCUUAUAAAAAAAACAUCAAAGGGAAAAGACAGUAUAGAGAAGGAAGUUAAGCAAGGAGCCAUAGAAAUAAACAAAAAAAUAAAUAGUUCGAAUCAACAUAAGCAACAAGUCAUAGAAAUAAACAAAAACAUAAAUAAUUUAAAUCAACAUACAAAUGUGGAGAAGGAAAUAAAAUGUUAUAAGCCCAUAAAUAAUGCCCCAAACAAUUAUGACACACAAAAUAGCGACCAUAUUGGAAGGAAAAAGAAUAAAAAAUUAAUCUUUGAUGAGAUUGAAAUAGAAUUUUUUAUAAAAUGUAAAUUAAUAUAUAAUUUUAAAAUAGACACUCGAUUUUUAUUGACAGAAAAAAAUAUAAGUAUAUGCCAAUUUACAAAAAUACCAAUGCCUCAAUAUAUGGCAUAUCGAAAAAGUGGGUGUAUUGAAAAUAGUGAAUAUAUAUUUUCUUUUAUACAUAAUUAUAAUUGUAAAAAAGAUAAUGUAUACAUAAUAUCAGAGUGUUUUAAAAAUUGUCCACUUUUUGAAGAUUGUGAUGAUACUAAUAAUUUACUAUUAAAAUUAAAGGAACUUAAAACAUAUUAUGUUUCAUUACAAGAACAAGAUGAAGUAAAUUUGGUGCAUUUAAUUAAAAAAGUUAUUGAUAUAUUUGUGUCUGAUGAAAUGAUAUAUGUUGAUUUUUUUGAAGAAUUUCCUCCUAAUUUAUACAUUAAAAAAUUUAAAUAUGAUAAAAUUGAAAAAUCAAAAUAUGAUCAAGAAUAUUUAGUUAUGAUACAAAAUACUUAUGAUAAAGAUACUUUUUUUAAAGUCAAAUGGAGAAAUAUAGCUAUCCAGCUAGCUAUAAAUAUUUUAAAAAAAAAAAAACAUAUGAAUUAUUUAAAAAAAUUAUAUGAACAGCAAGAAGAAAUUGAACAAUUAAUUUUAAAUUAUAAAUAUAAUAUGAAAAAAAAUAUGGAUAUGCUAAAAAAUAGUCUUAUUUUUGUUUCAAAACUUUUAAUAGAAAAACCAAUAUUAAUAAAUGCUAUUCGUUUUAAGAAAAACUUAUAUUUUAUUAAUUUAAAAAAAAAAAAAGAUAUUUUAAAGCUAGCCAAAUCAAAUUAUGCACCAUAUGAUAUAUCUACUGUACGUAGUUAUCCCAUCAAAAUGUUAAUAAAUAAUUCAUUAAUCACAAAUAUUAACAAUUUGUUAAAACCUGUAUUAAAUUAUUUAACCAUUGAAAUACAUUUAUGUUUAGACAAUAUAAUAAAAUUAAACCUUGUGUUAAAUAAAAAUCAAAACCGAAGUACAAUCAGUAAUCACAUGUUUAUAAGUACAGAUAUAUAUACUAUGUAUAAUGGCUCUCCAUUUUUAUCAUACCCUCUUUUCAAUUAUAACAAAACCCAUUUGUGUUUAAUAAAUGGAUUUAAUUUUGUUCACCUUUUACAUGACCUGAUCACAGAUUUAUAUUGA